AUGGCGGCAUCACCACUCACAUUCAGGGUAGCCAUGCUCAAUGCGGAUGAGCCAAUGCCCAACGUUGUGAAAGAGCGAGGAAGCUACGGCAACAUUUUUCACAACCUGCUUAAAUCAGCAGCGGAACGGGUCGCUCCCAACGUCACAAUCGAGGCCGAGGACUUUGAUGUUGUCAGUCUACAGUACCCGUCUUCGCCGUCGGACUUUGAUGCUCUCUUGGUGACGGGUUCCGCCUCAUCCUCAUACGACGACAAGGAAUGGGCGAAAAGGCUCGACAAGUAUCUGCUUGACGUGUAUGACAACUACCCGCAUGUCAGAAUGUUUGGCAGCUGUUUCGGGCACCAAAUUAUUUGCCAGUCUAUACUACGUAAAUACGGGGUCAAAGUGAUCAAGAGCCCUGUCGGCUGGGAGUUUGGCGUCCACGAGAUCAGCCUCACCCCGGCGUUCAGCAAGGCCCUGUCCCAGCCAAACCAGCUGUCUGCGGACUCGCUGCGCCUACAGUUCAUCCACUCCGACCGGGUGGAACUGCCAUCUCCGGACGCGCUCUCCGACACACCGUGGAUUCUGAUGGGGAGCACCCCGAAGUGCCCGGUGCAGGGCGUGUACGAGCCGGGGCGGGUCUUGACGUACCAGGGCCACUUUGAGUUUGACCGGUUUGUGAACUCGGAGACGGUCCGCGUGUUCUGUGCCACGUGGGAUCCCAAGGAGGUUGAGGAGAUAUUGGAGGCGGUGGACCAGGACGAUGAUUCUGAGGCGGCGGCUCAGAUGGUGGUCAAGUUCUUCCUCGAGGGGCGCCAGGCAAUUCGGGGACUUGGUGGCUUAAUGACGCCUCCCAUUUGA
Molecule: messenger RNA, 840 nt
Organism: Clonostachys rhizophaga
Lineage: Eukaryota; Fungi; Ascomycota; Sordariomycetes; Hypocreales; Bionectriaceae
Source: the annotation of a GenBank genome assembly